AUGGCGGCAAAACCCCAAAGACCCCAGCUCAGUUUCACUCCUCCUCUGUUCAAUUCCGCAACCCCAUGGGCCAGCUCCGAAGAAGAUCUAGCAGCACUGUACCACUCGCCACACACGGGUGCCGUCACUACUCGGACCUCGCUCCUCGUCCAAGGCUUCCUCGAGAAUAAAUCUAUCCACCAGGCCGUUCUGUUCUCAACCACGGAUGCCAAAGUUGCCAACACAUCCCUAAAUACUUAUGGAUACUCUCCGCACCCGCUUGAAUACUACCUGACAUCCAUCAAGAACAUAAUCACAGCUUCCAAAGCCCCGCAAUCGAAACCGUUCAUUGUCUCAAUCACGGGUGACCCCACAGAGAUACAGAAUGCAGUGACCAAAAUUGCAGCAUUUGCGAAGGAAAACUCAUACGAGCUUCUGGUGGAGAUAAACCUUUCCUGCCCUAACAUAGCAGGCAAGCCUCCACCUGCCUACAACCUCGCUGGACUGCAAUCGUACCUUCAGGCGCUUUCUACCCUUACUCUCGCUGUGCCAAUCCAGAUUGGACUAAAGACCCCACCGUACACCCACGAUGAUCAGUACCGUGUGCUUAUCGAUGCGUUGAAGCAGUACCCAGAGGCAGUAUCGUUUAUAACAAGUACGAACACGCUUGGAUCCUCGCUGCACUUGUCGUCACCGCCGUCGUUGGCUGUGGGGAGACGGACGGUGUAUCAGCCGACGCUGUCGUCGGAAUCGGGGACUGGGGUUGGCGGUCUCGGGGGAUCGUGUAUUCACUGGUUGAGCUUGGGGAAUGUAGCUACCAUUAGGAAGCUGCUUAAUGUGGAGGAGGAACUGAAGGAUAUUUCGGUCAUUGGGGUUGGGGGGGUCGCGGAUAGGGGUGCAUGGGAGAGGAUGCUGAGUGUUGGUGCUGCGGCUGUUGGGGUGGGGACGGCGGUCGGGUGCCAUGGUGUGGGUGUAUUUGAGAUGAUAGUGAAUGGUCAGACGAGUACGGAGGCUGAGUAUAAUGUGAGGAUUUAA
Messenger RNA from Morchella importuna, 1014 nucleotides. RefSeq lists its product as uncharacterized. Gene Ontology annotation, molecular function: dihydroorotate dehydrogenase activity. NCBI's taxonomy places the organism in Eukaryota, Fungi, Ascomycota, Pezizomycetes, Pezizales, Morchellaceae. The coding region runs from base 1 to 1014 and encodes 337 amino acids. Gene Ontology annotation, biological process: 'de novo' pyrimidine nucleobase biosynthetic process. Gene Ontology annotation, cellular component: cytoplasm. The transcript has a single exon. The record is from RefSeq and is a predicted model, not a curated record.